GAUUGUACCUCGACAAUGGCCCACGGACCUACGGACUACGAGCAUGCGUCAAUCGACGAGCUCAACUCGAUGAUCGACUCGACGGCCGACACGAUUCGCGAGCUUCGGGCUGACAAGUCCAAGAUGGCCGAAGUCGCUCGUCACGUCAAGACUCUCGUAACCUUGCGUCGCCUCGUCAAGGAAGCCCAAGAGAAGGCCGCUGAGAACCAGCUAGUAGCUGACGAUCUGCCGGCAGAGUUGAAGGCUUCCUCUGCAACAGCGUCCACCGUCGGAAUGGAUGACAACCAGGCCGAGUCCAGCGGCCACAAUGACGCUGUUGUGGCAGCCUUGAACGACGAGAAGAAGAAGCUGGAAGCGUCGCUCGAAGCAGCAAAGAAGUCGCACCUCGCGCACACAGCUGCCUUGGAAGAUGAGAAGAAGAAGCUCCAGGCGUCUUUGAAGGAGGCAAAGGAGGCCCACGCCACCGCUGUCGCUGCCCUGCACAAGAACACACAGGAUCUAGAAGCUACGUUGGCCGAGCUCACGGCCGCAAAAGAAGCCCGUGACGCUUCCUCAACCAACAACGAUGCCGAUCGUCAGCGCCUCGCGACUGAGCUGGAGGUCGUCACUGCCAAGCUUAUUGCUCUCGAGACGUCGUACAAGAGCGUCCAGGACGAGCUCUCGCGCGAGUCGCAACGCUAUGCGAUCGAGCUGGAGACGGCUAACAACUUCCACAAGCGCUUCCAGAAUGAUCUCAAGAAGGUGACGCAGGAACGACAGGACCUCGAAAAGAGCUUGAAGACGGCGGCCGAUGACCACGCCUUUGCAAUCCAAGGUUUGGAGGACGCUCUCGCCGCGAGCCGCGCGGAGCUUGAGAAGGAGUCACAGGGCUUUUUUCUCCUCAAGGCCUCCGAGGCAGAUCUGAAGAGACAGCUGGAGACUCUCGAGACGACGCUGCAGGAGCGCCUUGCCGCCGGUAACAAGGCCACAGAAGAGCUUGCUGUUGUCCAACGCCAGCUCAGCCAAACUGAUAUCCUGCUCACGCAAGCGCACCAAGAGCUCGACCGAGAAACGAAGCGCUGGGCCAAGGACCUUGAAGCUGAGAAGUGUGCCCUCGCGCGAGCCCAAGACGAGCUGCGCAAAGUCGUUGAUGCUAAAGCUGACAUUAUCGCGAAGCUCAAGAGCUUGAUGACGGAAGUUGAUACGCUUCGUGCCGCUCUGUCGUCGGCGCUCGCAACCCAGAAGGAAUCAACGGAUGCCAUUGAGAAGUUGCGGGCUGAAGGAGAGACGAGCCGGAGCCUUCUGGCCUCACUCGCAGCCGACUUUCAAGCCCAAAAGACGGACAUUGAGCAGUGGAAGGCGACUGCCGAGGCGUUGACGUCGGACCAGCAGCAACUACUCAUGGAUCUCGACACUGCCAAGGCCGAAGUCCACAUCUUGCAGGAGACGCGCAAGACGGAACAGGCGGACGCCGAAAGCCACAAAGAGCUUCUCUUCGAGACGCAAGCGGCGUCUGAGCUCUUGGCUGCCAAACUCGAGGCCCUUCAAUCCACCCACGCGGCCAUUGUGACGGACAAAAAGGCCCUUGAACUUUCCGUCACAGUCCUCGCAGAAGAGAAGGCGUGUCUUGUCGAGGCCGCUGCGUCGAGUUCUGAAAAGAUUGCCCAUCUGGAGUCUGUGGCAUCGACGUCGGCGUCAGAGGUUGUGUCGCUCAAGACGGAACUUGCGAAAGUCACGAAUGACUACCACGCGCUGCAGCAGUCGUACGCAGUAACUGCUACAGAGAACACGGCCGCCCAAGCGCGGGUUGAGGCUGAGCUCGCUACGGAGAAAGCUCGCUCUGCUGCUGCGAAGAAGGCUGCCGAUCAGGCCACGGUCUUGCGCAAGCUCGCUGAGGCGUCGGCGAGCGGGAUCAAGAAUAAAGUUGCGACACUCGAAGCAGACCUCAAGCAGAAGGAAGUCGAUGCCAAAGAAUGGAAGCAGGCAAGUGCGACGCUCCGCAAAGAAGUUGCGGUGUUGACAGUCGCGAACGACAAGUUGGCCGCCGAAUCCAAGCAGGCGUUGGCCGAAGCCGAGCGGCUGCAUGCAGCGACGGAUGCGAUCAAGGAAGAGUGGAUCCGCUUUCGCAAGGAGAACGGCAAGCUUGCUGAGACGAUUGCCGAGCUGCGCAAGGCGCGCAAGGUCGCCACCGAGGAGACCAAGACGCGUGAACUCCCGGGCGCGCGCACUGCGACGUCGCAGUCGAUGGAACAGCAGCGCAACUUGCUCAUCGCCUUUAUCGUCGUUGUUUUCAUCAGCUGGACCAUGAAGCAAGUUUUGUUCUAGACGCCAAUAAAGCUUUUCAAUAGAAAGACCAAGAAAGGGAAAUAACGUGAAAAUUUCGCCCUUGACCUUUGGUAAACCAUCG
Messenger RNA from Saprolegnia parasitica CBS 223.65, 2386 nucleotides. RefSeq lists its product as hypothetical. The transcript is spliced from 3 exons. Bases 16 to 2304 code for a protein of 762 amino acids. Lineage: Eukaryota; Oomycota; Saprolegniomycetes; Saprolegniales; Saprolegniaceae. The record is from RefSeq and is a predicted model, not a curated record.